CUACAUUUUUAGCUACUUCUGUGCUUUGUUGAUAGUUAAGUAGAUCUAUGCUUUAUGUUUUUUGGCUACUAAGUUAAAAAGUAUUCUAAUGAGGUUCUCAGGGUAAUUUGAAGUUAUUAAUAUUGUGCUUUGAUGCAUUAUCCUUUUGGGAAGUGAAGCAUAUUCUUAAUGUUGGUUGGUUUAUGUAGAAAGAAUUUUCAGUUUUAGCUGUGUUGAUAUUCUUCUUGUUUUUAUUAUUACUAGAUUCUGACUCAAUGCCUUUAGAUCUGUCAAUUAAGUUUAAUUGUCUACCUGCUCGUUGGAAAUUUCAAUAACUGAAUUUAAUGUGUUCAAGAACUUAAGUAGAUGAAUGUUUAAACUAGUUUUUGAGUGUGUGUAUCAGUGGCGGAGAUAGGAUUCUCACUAACGGGAUUUAAAGUAUGACUUCGGUGCCAUGGAGCUAGACCGGUGAGCUGUUACACUUUCUUCGGAGAAUGGUUGUGAAUUAAACACAGAGAAAGUCAAAGGGGUUCAACAUCUGCUGUAUAUACAUAGAAAAUAAUUUAAAUAAUUUUAACCAUAUAUGGACAGUCUAGUUUCCAUCAAAUGGGGUUUGGAUGAACUACCUCUGCCCUAUCUAGCUCCGCCCCUGGUGUCUAGUACAAAAUUAAUGUGACACAGGUACUGGGUGACAAUUUCAGACUGAAUGUAGUCUCUUAUGGUGGAAUCUGGUAUAAGCUGCUGGCAGAGUAGGAUCUCAUAGUUGAUGAAUUUGUUUCAGUAUGACUAGUACUAAAUAAGGAGAGAGUUUCUGGAUGACACAUUUAUGGUUCGUUAAGCUAUUUAUGGGAGUAAAUUUAGACCGACGUAAUUGUUUUUACACUUUAGUGUAAAUGAUGUAGUGACAGAAUGGUGCAUAUGGAUUAGUACUCCGUGUGUUUUUUAACCAAGUCCUGUUGUACAUUACGACACUCAUUUCAGAUCCCAAAGCAUGGCUGAGAUUUCAAGAAAUUAGUGCAUUUGCCUGACAUGGGAAGUUUGGCACCUGAACCUGAGGUCAUAUGCUCGAAACAUUACUUCAAAUUGGGGCUGAAGGUAUCUGGCAAGGAAAAAUCAGCAAAACCCAGAGUUCUAUCGCUUCUUUCGACACUUCUUGAGAGGUCUAUUCAAAAUACUGAAAGCCUAUUAGAAAGUACAAAAAGAAAAGACGUGAUCACAAUAUUUCAUGGAUCAAGAACCCCCUCUCUCGGUAUUGAACAAUACUUGGAUCGCAUUUUUAAGUAUUCAUGUUGCAGCCCUUCAUGCUUUAUGGUUGCACACAUAUACAUGGAGAGAUUCAUUGAAUGCACUAGUGCUCAUUUAACUUCCCUCAAUGUUCACCGACUACUUAUCACAAGUGUGAUGGUGGCAGCUAAAUUCAUUGAUGAUGCAUUUUAUAACAAUGCAUACUAUGCAAGAGUAGGUGGUGUAACCACAAAAGAGUUGAAUAAGCUGGAGAUGAAAUUCUUGUUUGGACUGGAUUUUCAACUUCAUGUAAGUGUCCCGACAUUCGGAAGCUAUUGCUCGCUCCUGGAGAAGGAAGGAACUGUAGGUCUCCAGAUCGAUCGCUCAAUUCAGGCAUGUAGAAUCAGCGAGAGUUGGUCAAACAAAGACGAUUCCACCUGUGCACAAAUUGCAAGAUGAGCUUUUAGAAAGGUGAUCGAAGAUAUUGUCACAAAGUUGCAAUACUCCUUCAGAGGUGGAAGAAAUUAAAAUGCUCGCCGUCAACCUAAAGAGUAUAUUGUUUGAUAUACUCUUUUACAUUUUUACCCAUUUUUGUUUUUGUGCAGGUGUUCUUUACUGUACUGGUGUAGCUCCUAGGAACCCUGGCUUCCUCUUCCUAGUUGCUAGUAUCAUUAUUUUUCAGGUUUUGCAAAAUUUGCCACUGAUGUUGGUCCCUAUAGAAUGAGGGACAUGCUUGUUUUUACUGUAGAAAUUUCUUAGUGAUUUCAGACCUUACUUCAAACAACCAAAGUUUGAACCCUGAAGGGUUUUAUUUUACAAUGCAUUGUAAGAAUUUCAGGUA
Molecule: messenger RNA, 2044 nt
Organism: Capsicum annuum
Lineage: Eukaryota; Viridiplantae; Streptophyta; Magnoliopsida; Solanales; Solanaceae
Product: cyclin-P3-1
Exons: 3
Coding region: 1009-1662 (217 amino acids)
Biological process (GO): regulation of cyclin-dependent protein serine/threonine kinase activity
Molecular function (GO): protein kinase binding
Source: RefSeq, a predicted model, not a curated record